AUGGUUAGCUCCUCAGUAAGUCUGGAUGCUAAGGACCUCACCAUUAACAAGGUGGAGUCCAUUGAAGAAGCAUCUGUGACGGAUGCUCAGUUACUAAGCGUUAUAUCGCCUUCUGGUAAGGUGGUUGUGAUAGAUGAUGUUGUUGAUGAGGCUAUGGAGUUUGCCAAGCACCACGAACACAUUACUCUUACAAAAGAAGAGGAUCGUGCUGUCAAGAGGAAAUUGGACAUGAUUGUCAUGCCUUUGUUUUCAUUUUUAUACAUGAUUCAGUUCAUGGACAAGACAUGUAUCAGUUUUGCUGCUGUUAUGGGUAUUCAGAAGGAUUACCAUAUGGUGAAGGAUAUGUAUUCCUGGACCACGUCCUGUUUCUACUUGGGAUAUCUUUGUGCGUCGCCAUUGGCUGCGGUGCUACUACAGAAAUUGCCAAGUAUGAGGACUUCCGCCGCGUGUAUCGUUAUCUGGGGUGUUAUCCAGUGUUUACAUGUCACAUCCAAAUCAUACGCCACUUUCAUCCUGCUUAGGACAUUGCUUGGAGUCUUGGAGGCCUUUGUAUCUCCUAUUUUUGUUAUCAUGAUGAACCAGUACUACAAAAAGUCCGAACAUUUUGGUUACAUUGGUGUGUUGUACGGCUGUAACGGUUUGGGUACCGUUAUUCUUGCCCUAGUGUCCUUCGGGUUGUACAAGCAUUUGCACGCCUACUCAAUGGAGGCAUACAAGGUUUUAUUCCUAAUUGUCGGAUGUUUCACCAUCUUGAACGGCUUGAUGAUCUUGGCGAUUAUGCCAAACACUCCCGCUGGCGCCAAAUUUUUGAGCGAAAGGGAGAAACUCGUCGUGUUGGAGAGAAUCCGUGGUAAUAACCAGGGGUUCGGUUCCAAGAAGUUCAAGUUCCAUCAAAUGAAGGAGUGUUUUAUGGACGUCAGGACGUGGCUGUACUUCUUCAUUGGAAUCAGUGUUGCUAUUCCAAACGGUGGUAUCAGUUCUUUCGGUUCUAUUAUCUUAAAGGGUCUCGGGUACAGCACAUCCAAGUCGCUCCUCAUGAAGGCGCCCAUUGGAGCCUGUGAACUAGUCGGGUUGGUCGUGCUUCCAUUCAUUUCGAUCUUCGUCAAAAAGAGAAUGAUAGUCUCCGAGAUCUACCUAUUACUGUGUGUUAUGUCAUCCGCGAUGCUUGCCUUUGCAAAGAACAAAAACGCUGCGCUAGCUGGCUAUUACAUCACGGGUAUCGCGCCCGUGGGUAUCAUCACCGUCACCUCGUGCGUCGCUUCCAAUACUGCAGGACACACUAAGAAAUUAACAGCCAAUGCCAUCUCGUUGAUCGGCUACUCCGCUGGUAACAUUAUUGGACCACAGACAUUCAGAUCGUCAGACGCUCCAAACUACCCCAAGGCUAAGGCCGCUAUUGUCGGGUGCUACUGUGCCGCUAUUGUUUUGAUGGCCGCUAUGACAUGGCUAAACGUUAGGGAAAACAACAAGAGAGACAGGCUCCAGGCAGAACUGGGAGACAAGUACGUAGAGAUCGAGAACCAAGAGUUUGCAGAUCUUACCGACUUCGAAAAUCCCGCAUUUAGAUACUCUAUCUAG
Molecule: messenger RNA, 1578 nt
Organism: Kluyveromyces marxianus DMKU3-1042
Lineage: Eukaryota; Fungi; Ascomycota; Saccharomycetes; Saccharomycetales; Saccharomycetaceae
Gene: DAL5
Product: allantoate permease
Exons: 1
Coding region: 1-1578 (525 amino acids)
Biological process (GO): transmembrane transport
Cellular component (GO): membrane
Molecular function (GO): transmembrane transporter activity
Source: RefSeq, a predicted model, not a curated record